GUUUUCCUGGUGUCGGCAAAUCGUUUCAGCAAAGUGCCCCUCAGAAAAUGAAUUCCAGCAUUUUACGGUUAAUCUGGUGCUGCUUCACCAUAACAUGGCGCGAGCGAAGUUAACAUAAAGUGCGCAAGCGGAUCAACACGCAAAGAAAAGGGACGCGCUUGCGUGCGUGCGUGCAUUCGUGAUUCUGGUUCUGGUGUGCGGUUGACGCUCCUUCCCGGGGUGAUUAUGUGGUGAAGUGUGUCCCUGAAAGGUGGAUUCUCUUGUAGUGCGCGAAUUCCGUAAGAGCAUAAAGUGCAAAAGGUGCUGGUUUUGUUGUUAACGCCAGAAAAAAGCAGAGGAAAAAAGUGCUUCCGCCGGUGCUGUGAAGUGUGUACCGUCCGAUGGUCAUCCGCCUCCCACCCCGUGUUCGAUGGCAACCACGGCAACGGAACCGAUUAUGGCGGUUAAUACCCCAAAACGCCUAAAAACGAUGCUACCACAGUGUCACAAUUAUCUGAGUACGCCUCCGCCACCGUCGUCGAUGGGCAUCGGAUCGCCUCCACUCGAUUCGCCGUCACCGUUUGGUAAUUUCGACGCGCUGGCACCGACGACGACCACGACCGUAACCGUGGCAUCAGCAUCCAGCUCAACACAACAGCAGCAGGGGCAGCAUCAGCAACCACUCUGGAAUAAUUCAUCUAGUUGGCUGAGUGAAGCGACCAGCCCAUCCUCUAGCUGUGGCUCGCCGGAUGGGCUGCUGAACCGCAGCUUCAACGGUGGCCACACCGGCACCGGCACGCCGAAAACCUGGAGCUCAUCGGGCGGCGGUUCUGCCGAAAAAUCGGAAAACAAGCGGGGCCGGCCCCGCUCCGAGGCACUGACGACGCUCAUGGUCGAAGGAUCGAUUUCUCCGUCCGCUAUUAAAUGCCGGUACUGCAAUCGGGUGUUUCCGAGGGAGAAAUCAUUGCAGGCUCACCUCCGUACGCACACAGGAGAGCGACCUUACCAUUGCGAUUACCCUGGCUGUACACGCGCGUUUACACAGAGUGGUCAGCUGAAGACGCACCAGCGGCUACACACCGGCGAGCGGCCCUUUAUCUGUGCGGCAGCGCGGUGUCAGAUGCGGUUUACGCACGCCAAUCGCCACUGUCCGGAUCAUCCGUACGAGGCACUGAAGCGGUGUGAUGAUUUUGUCAUCCAAACCGUACCGGAACAGAACGGUGAGGUGCUAAAGUGGCUGGAAAAGUAUCGAGCCGAGCGAGAGGAUCGAACACCGACGCGGAAAACGCCGAAGCGCAACAGUAAUCGUGGCGGCGGCGGCGCUGGUGGUGAUCCAGUGACCGGCAGUGCCGGCAGUAAUCGGGGCACGAACAAUGAGAACGAAAACCAGCGCCCAUCGGUCGCGAUGCAACGGUCGAUGGAUAACGAUGAGAACAGACACCACGGUGGUGGUUACGGGACCGGUACUGGCUAUUGCCCGAAUGGUGCCGGUGGUGGAAUGGGGAUAGAUCAGUCACCGAUCACCCCGAACAAUACGUACAAAUCGAGCCGCAAGGGGUUGAUGUGUGAGCUCGACAUGAACGCUGGCCGUGGCCUGAUGGCCAGUCCGGUGACCACGAAGACGAAGACGAGCACACGCCCAAAGCUCAUCCAGUGGCAGGAACCGUUGGUACCGUCGGGCCACGAAGAGGACGAUGGGGAGCUGGUGGAAGGUUCGGGAGACGAGGAAUCCUGUGCGCCGGCACAGUCUACCUUUAAUCCGAAGAAAAAGUGGCUCCGGGAGGCAUGGCAGGAUGAUUUGGCGAAACCGCUCGAACCGAACGUGAUCUCGCAGAAGGUGUUCGCCUCGACAACAUCAACGAUGGCCCUGAAGCAGCAGCUACAUCAGGAAAGCAGCAGUAAACAUUCACCAGUGAAGAGAGCGUUCGGUCAACAGUCCGGUACUGGUCACCGGCAGCACCAGCAGCCACUUCCUCGCAGCAGUGCCACCGGCGGUCUACCGGUGCCCGUACUGAUGGGAACCACAGUAGCAACGGCAGCACCAGCUACCACACCACUACCCGUACCGAUUAUCGAUCCCAAUCAAAUGCGCCCAACGGUGCUGAUGGUGGCGAGCAAAGACUGUGCCCGACCGCUCUGUGAUCAACCGGCUGCCCUCCUAACCAACGGUCAACGAUCGGUGGCCAGUGGUGCACCGAAACCGGAGGAAAACAAUCGCAAACUACAGGGUGCUCUCGCACUGAUGCAACUGGCCACGGAGGACGCACAGGUCGGUGGCGUCGUUGCAGUGGAAGAUGAGCAGCUUAAUGGAACGGAAACGACGCUGUGUUACGGGUACGAUGGAACCGGUAACGGUGCAACAACAACAACAACAACCGUGGUACUAACCGAGACGGAACCAGUGUUUCAUUCGCCACCGCUGGAGUACAAUGUGAGCGACACAAACGGUGGGAGCGAAAUUUACGAUUGACAUUUUUCGAAUGAGACGAGGAUGUGCGUGAUUUCCAAAGAAAGCAACCAACAAUCGAAGAGGCGCAAGGACUCCAAAGAACGUCUGCUUCUCGGGUUUAGUUAGAGUUGUACGUUAGGCUAGGCGUACGUGGGUGUACAGAGUGUGGAAGGAAGAAGACGUAGGUUAGCUAUUAUUCCCUGUGAUUAGUUUAAAGAAUCCUCUCCCCUAUCCCUCUCUUGAUGCGUCACUUACACUGAUUACGAUUAGGAUCUGCUAAACGAGCGGAUUAAAUCCUACCCUUUUAAAAUUAUGGUAGUCAGCUACACUCAUCCAUUUUGCUACCUUUCUCCGUUUUGGAAUGGUUAACAUCACGAACAACCGCUGUUUAGGGCGCCCUGUUUUGCUUUUGCUAUUUCGGUUCAAUAACGCUAACGCUACUGAUUAUGUUUUGGAGUAAAUUGUUUUUAAAAUUUCCUCAAAAAGUGUACUUUAUAUAUUAUCGCUGCAGCAACACGCUGAUCGAAUGAAUUAAUGGCACUGUAAAUUAGUGUAAGCAAACUGAAGAGUAAUUUAUUAUUUUUUCAUUUAUAUAAAUUUCAUUUCAAUCCACAUACAAUCCGUGGCGAAACUGAUAACAUUUUGCGUCGUUGUGUAUAGCAGC
Messenger RNA from Anopheles aquasalis, 3092 nucleotides. RefSeq lists its product as uncharacterized. Gene Ontology annotation, cellular component: nucleus. Gene Ontology annotation, molecular function: RNA polymerase II cis-regulatory region sequence-specific DNA binding; DNA-binding transcription factor activity, RNA polymerase II-specific. Gene Ontology annotation, biological process: regulation of transcription by RNA polymerase II. Lineage: Eukaryota; Metazoa; Arthropoda; Insecta; Diptera; Culicidae. The record is from RefSeq and is a predicted model, not a curated record.